AUGGAUGUUUUGGUCUUCAUUGUGAUUCCAAUCUUGUUCACAGUGAAUUGUUUUUCUUUCUUUCUUUCCUGGCUUACUGUAACGCAGUCAACAACGUACAUCAAUGGAGACAGCGGUCCGCCGACGGUCAGCGAGAAGGAGCUGGAGACUCGUAACCAGGAGCUGGCAGCGGCUCUGGACUCCAGCGCGCUCACGAACGCCCAGCUCACGUCCAAACUCGAGACACUGACGAAGCAGUCUCAGGAGCUUUCUGAUCAACUACAGAAGGAGCGGAAAGAGUUUGAGCAGAAGUUCACGAAGGAGCAGGGAGCGAUACGUGAACAGCUACAGGUUCACAUUCAGACCAUCGGCAUCCUGGUGUCUGAGAAAUCAGAGCUACAGACGGCUCUGUCUUACACACAGCAGGCAGCGCGACACAAGACAGCAGAGGCAGAAGAUCUGAGCUCGCGGCUGCAGGCCAGUAAACAGCGAGUGUCUGAGUUAGAGAGGACUCUAUCUUCAGUCUCCACACAACAGAAGCAGUUUGAGAAGCAUAAUAAAGAGCUUGAAAGGGAGCGGGACAGUCUGCGAUUGGAAGUCCUCCGGUUUAGUAAUGUGAGCGAGGAGACCAGGCAGCAGAGCUCAGAGCUGUCCGAGCAGCUCAAGCUGAGAGGAAACGAGAACAGCGCUUUGAAGCAGGAGGUUGAUGAGCUCCGUAAGCGGCUGGAGAUGGCCGACAGCAUGCUGCAGCAGUUCUCCAGUCAGUCGGGUCCUCCGUCUGGGCACCAGCAGGUCCAGCUCCUCCUGGAAGAGAAGCACCAGUUAGAGGCUCACGCGGCUCCACGGGCUCAGCUGUGGUGUGUGUGCGGCUGUGAUGUGGGGCAUGUGCGUCUGAUGUCAGAGGAGCGUGACAGCACCGCUGCUCAGAUUCAGGAGCUGCAGGAGAAGAUCACAGAGCUGGAGAACACUGCAGCUCUGAUGAGUAAAGAGCAGAAGCUGCAGGCCGUGUCACAGGCCUCAGGCCCUUCAGAGAGUGAACUGGCCCUUCAGGAAACCAUCAGCCGCCUUCAGGAGGAGAGAGACGCGCUCAGUCUGCAGUACCAAGCACAGGUGACCUACACUGACCAUGUGAAGCACUCACAUUCACACAUUAAAACCUUAGAGCCUUAA
Molecule: messenger RNA, 1149 nt
Organism: Cyprinus carpio (common carp)
Lineage: Eukaryota; Metazoa; Chordata; Actinopteri; Cypriniformes; Cyprinidae
Product: golgin subfamily A member 2
Exons: 12
Coding region: 1-1149 (382 amino acids)
Biological process (GO): Golgi organization
Cellular component (GO): Golgi apparatus; cis-Golgi network; Golgi cis cisterna
Source: RefSeq, a predicted model, not a curated record